AUGCAAUCGCCGGGUUUAAUGCUGUUGGCGCCUGGAAGCAAUAACACGACCAGACGCGAUAUCGCGCCGUACACGACUCCCUUAACGGACGGCCGUGUCCCCAGGCACGCGAUGCCCCGUCACCCAUUCACCAACCCCAGCCGCCUGGCACGUACGAUUCGCUCUUCUACUGUCACUCGUGCUACACCUGCCUUUUGUUAG
Messenger RNA from Nezara viridula (southern green stink bug), 201 nucleotides. NCBI's taxonomy places the organism in Eukaryota, Metazoa, Arthropoda, Insecta, Hemiptera, Pentatomidae. The record is from the annotation of a GenBank genome assembly.